Ananas comosus (pineapple) is the source of this 2083-nucleotide messenger RNA. Its product is annotated as putative transporter arsB. Bases 224 to 1876 code for a protein of 550 amino acids. The record is from RefSeq and is a predicted model, not a curated record. Gene Ontology annotation, cellular component: membrane. The transcript has 4 exons. NCBI's taxonomy places the organism in Eukaryota, Viridiplantae, Streptophyta, Magnoliopsida, Poales, Bromeliaceae. Gene Ontology annotation, biological process: transmembrane transport.
CCCUCAGAAGUCCCAGUCACCUCGUUUUAAUUCCUCCUCCCCCUCCCCAUCCCCACAAGAGACUGAUGAAUCCUUUUUCAUUUUUCAUUGCUCUUGAAUGAGUUCCAGUUUCUCCAAACUUGGGCAAUGGAGCAAUAAUAAUACGCUUCCCAAUUUAGAAUUUAGAUUCAUUGUGAAGAACACAAAAAAAAAAGGGAAAGAAAAACAAACCAAUUGACAAGCAAUGGCAAUGGCACCAACUGUCAAAGUAGUGCUAGGCUCAAUCGCCUUUGCGAUUUUCUGGGUUCUGGCGGUGUUUCCGGCGGUGCCCUUCUUGCCGAUCGGCCGCACCGCCGGGUCCCUGCUGGGCGCCAUGCUCAUGGUGCUGUUCCAUGUCAUCUCCGCCGACGAAGCCUACGCCGCCAUCGACCUCCCGAUCCUCGGCCUCCUCUUCGGCACCAUGGUCGUCAGUGUCUAUCUCGAGAGGGCCGACAUGUUCAAAUACCUCGGCAAAUUGCUCGCGUGGAAGAGCAACGGCGGCAAGGACCUGCUGUGCCGCGUGUGCCUCGUGUCCGGCCUCGCCAGCGCGCUGUUCACCAACGACACCUGCUGCGUCGUGCUCACUGAAUUCAUCCUCAAGAUCGCCAGGCAGAACAACCUGCCGCCGCAGCCGUUCCUCCUGGCCCUCGCGUCGAGCGCCAACAUCGGCUCCGCCACCACUCCGAUCGGCAAUCCGCAGAACCUCGUCAUCGCCGUCCAAAGCAAGAUCUCUUUCGGCAAGUUCCUGCUCGGAAUUCUCCCCGCUAUGAUCGUCGGGAUCAGCGUCAAUGCCGUCAUCCUCCUGUGCUACUACUGGAAGGUUCUGUCUACUUGUAAGGACGUCGGCGUAGCCAAUUUGGCGAACGACGUGAUCAACGAGGGGGACGCCACUUCCCACCGCUUCUCGCCGGCCACAAUGUCCCACCUCAACUCCGGGAAUUCCCGCGAUUUGGGUUCGGUCGUCGACGCCAUCAUUCAAAGCCCCAGUUUGACAAAAGGGGACACGGGGAACUUAAGGAGUAGAGUGACUGUGAGUCAUAGCGAGAAUGAUAUACUAUCGGCCGCUUAUGCGGCCGAUGAAUCCAAUAAGGUUACGAAUGAAGCCGAAGCUGCGGUCGACGGAACUACCAGUGAGAAGCAAAACGCUGCUGCUGCCGUUAGGAAACAUGUGCGAAGUGGCGGUCAAUUGAAUGGCGUGAAAGAAGGGUUGUCGAAUUGCCAACCGUCGGAGGUUCUGACGGAGAGGCGGAAGAGAUUGCUGUGGAAAACUUGCGUCUAUCUCAUAACACUAGGAAUGCUUGUUGCUCUUCUUCUGGGGCUAAACAUGUCGUGGAGUGCGAUAACCGCCGCUCUCGCACUCAUCGUGCUCGAUUUCAAGGACGCUCGUCCGUGUCUAGAGAAGGUUUCGUACUCGCUGCUGAUAUUCUUUUGCGGGAUGUUCAUCACCGUCGACGGCUUUAACAAAACCGGUAUACCGAGCGCUUUUUGGGAUUUAAUGGAACCGUAUGCGCGGAUUAGCACUGUCGGUGGAAUUGCGAUUCUUUCCUUGGUGAUUCUUCUGCUCUCAAAUGUAGCAUCCAAUGUACCAACAGUUCUACUACUAGGAGCCCGGGUGGCGGCAUCAGCCGCGGAGAUCUCUCCCUCUGCGGAGACGAAGGCGUGGCUUCUUUUGGCGUGGGUGAGUACGGUGGCCGGAAACCUGUCACUACUGGGAUCUGCUGCAAACUUGAUCGUGUGCGAACAGGCGCGGCGGUCGCAGCAAUACGGCUAUAAUCUCUCUUUCUUCAGCCAUCUCCGCUUCGGCCUCCCCUCGACUCUCGUCGUCACCGCAAUUGGAUUGCUGCUCAUCAGGAGCUAGGUAGAACAAAGUUGGAAUGGUGUUGGUGUUUAGAGUUGAUCUUUGCUGUUUGAUUACUUUGUUAUGCUCAAUUUUCGUGUGUAAUAAUUCAGUAAAUAUUAUUUAGUCGCGCGCAGUUAAGACAAUCUCAGGCUUUUUGUUAUGACUGGGUAUAAAACUUCUAAAUUAUCCUAAUUUUAAAAUUUAGCAAAACAUUUUAUGACGUUA